AUGACGACGCCCAAGCCUGAUAAGGCUCUCCAAAACCAUUGCUCCGUCGUUCACGAGAACACCCUCUACGCCUACUCGCCGGAUGCCUUCCAAUCCAUAUCUCUGGAGGAGGACGCCGAAUGGAAGACGCUGAAGUAUAAUGUCUCGGCCACGGGCGCACAGUGUGUAUACGGCGGAGGCGCCCUGUACGUUGUUGGAGGGACCGUUGAUGCCAGCGAGAACUACCCAGGCCUCAUGAAGUACGACUUCGCCGCCAAGAACUGGGAAUGGCUCACACCCACCGACACCAUCCUAGCCAACAGAGUGAACCACGGCGCUGCCUACCUGGAAGCCUCGUCCCAGAUCCUCGUCUAUGCCGGUACCACGGCGACCGGAGACACGGGAACAUCGUCCGGAACGUACACCAUCAACACGGCCGAACCCUACAGCAUUCAGUCUUACCCUUCUGGAGGCGCACCCAAUGUCAAUUCUCCCAUCUUGCUCCCUUGGGACGACAGCCACGCGCUUAUGCUCGGAGGUGGUGCAGCACAGACUCAAAUCUUCAAGUUCAGUGUCGAAAACGGCUGGGAAAACCUCAACGUACAGCUUCCCACGGCUAUCGCUGACCAGACCACUACCAAAUGCACUUUGGUCGAUGGUGAUGACGGCAGCAAGGUGCUCGAACAGUACAACCUUGGUGCCUCCCCCAACGAGGUCACGAGGCUUGCUCUGCUGGGGGCUGACGGAGCCGAGGUGCAAACCGGACAGGCCGUUGGCGCAAAGCGGAAGAGGGAUCUAUCUCUGAGCGAUUGGCCUUCAUACAACAGCUCUCUUGCGCCCGACACUGUCCGUUCUGGCGCUUCUAUUGCCCAGGACUCCAAAGGUCGGGCGAUUAUCAGCGGCGGCAACGAUGACGAUCCUAUCGCUAUCUUUGACGAGCGGGAGAACACCUGGAUGAAUUCGACCGAAUUGUUCUACGGCAGCCAGGAGCCUACCAAGAUCCACUCAAGCUCUUCUUCGUCCCAUUCUUCAUCUCACUCUUCGGCAACAUCGUCCUCGCUCGCUGCUGCAUCCUCCACCGUCGCGUCCGCCAUUGCUUCUGCAACUGCUUCUGGGAUUUCCUCUGCAGCGGGAUCCGCAACCUCAGCCGCAUCGUCGUCCAGCUCAGACGGCGAUCACAAACAGCGCAUGAUGACUGUGUUGGGAGCCACCCUCGGAACCAUCUUUGGACUCGCAGCCAUCCUUGUCAUCAUUCUGCUCAUUCUCCGCUGCAGGAAGAAGCAGCAGAAGGGUGGCGGCGGAGAGAAGGGCGGAGAGAAGGAUCGACUUAGCUUUGCGGACAGGGGCGUCAGCCAAUUUGGCGCGUACCCACCACCACCACCAGCGGCACCACCUUACAUGCAGGACAACAACGCAUCUCAAACGUCCUUGGCCAUCAUCUCUGGCAAGUUUGGCAACGGCGCAAAGGGGCCGAAAACGCACACCCGUGGCUUGCCAAGCGACGCCAGCACGGCUGGUCUAGUGACGAAAAAGACUCCGUUUGGCUACAGCGAAUCACACGAAAUGUCGCCCAUUGGAGCUGCGCCUCCGUACAGCGUCGCGAACCCCAUGGUCGAGCCUCCGCCUGCGGCUAUUGCCGACGAGAAGCCAGAUCGGAGCCGGAGCUCAGGAUGGAGUCGCUAUUUCGCUAACAACGAGGCUACCAACCUGGCCAACGAGCCUUACGAUCGGUCGUCUCGACUUAGCGACUUGAGUCAGUCAGAGUACGACACCAAUUCGCGCUACCUGAGCCAGCCUCCCAAGUUCAGCAACCCCCACUCGGUGCUGCCGCCUCUGGACGUCAGCUUCGCCAACCACCAGUUCGAUGGUAACAAGGUCAGCCAGAUCAUGACUGGAAGCCCAACCAUCGGCAACUCCCGCGAGGAUCUGUCUAGUCGCGGCAUGGGUGUGGGUACGCCCAUGCGUGCCGAGCUGGCACGUGCGGGCAGUGUCAGCACAAUCUCCAGCUUCGAGUCGAAGAGAAUGUCUCAGGCAGAAGGGCAACAAACCUGGACGCCCAUUGAAGGCAGCGGGUGGAACAACAGGGCACCCAGCAGUCUCUACCCCGACAGUCGGCCACAGAGUGAAGUGCCGUUCAACGACGGUACCAGCUCCUACUAUCCCGCCGAUGGUACGAGCUCGUACUAUCCUAGGGACGGUACCAACUCGUUGUAUCCGCCCAGCUUGCAUCCUGACACUGCCAAGAUGCCUUCGCCUGCCGCUGGCCGUGAGAGCACACUGACGGUUUUCCCGAGGGGAGUUCCAUCCACGGUCCCCACAGACGAAGACAGACAGAAAGCCAUCGGCGCCCAAGACAUGAGUUGGUUGAAGUUCUAA
Diplodia corticola is the source of this 2355-nucleotide messenger RNA. RefSeq names its product pre-mrna splicing factor clf1 protein. The record is from RefSeq and is a predicted model, not a curated record. The transcript has a single exon. Lineage: Eukaryota; Fungi; Ascomycota; Dothideomycetes; Botryosphaeriales; Botryosphaeriaceae. Gene Ontology annotation, molecular function: protein binding. Bases 1 to 2355 code for a protein of 784 amino acids.